Molecule: messenger RNA, 7573 nt
Organism: Leptopilina heterotoma
Lineage: Eukaryota; Metazoa; Arthropoda; Insecta; Hymenoptera; Figitidae
Product: homeobox protein prospero
Exons: 8
Coding region: 2110-5586 (1158 amino acids)
Biological process (GO): regulation of transcription by RNA polymerase II
Cellular component (GO): nucleus
Molecular function (GO): RNA polymerase II cis-regulatory region sequence-specific DNA binding; DNA-binding transcription factor activity, RNA polymerase II-specific
Source: RefSeq, a predicted model, not a curated record
GUCCGGGGGUGGCACGGGGGUGGGGGCGUCCCUGACUGCAGGGUUAGGGUGGUCUUUAGGUCUGUCAGUAGCAAAGCGGCGGCCUCAUCAUACGGAGCUGCUGGGCUGACCAGCUAGGCCGAAGUCACUUAAAGACGCGUACCACACCUUGUAAUAUAACACCAAAAAAAAAAAACCGCUACACGCUCCCGCCACCUAUACACACACAUACACACUUUCACAUAUACACACAUAUAAAUAUAGACACAUAUGCAUAUAAAUACACUCACAUAUAAGUACAUGUGCAUGUAAAUACAGUACAUGUGCAUAUAAAUACAUUCACAUAUAAGUACAUGUGCAUAUAAAUACAUUCACAUAUAGUACAUGUGAACAUGAAUACAUUCACAUAAAAGUACAUGUGCAUAUAAAUACAGUACAUGUGCAUAUAAAUACAUAGCACAUAUACAAAUACAAGCACAUAGACACAUAUAAAUACACACAUAAACGAAAAUUAUCACACAUAUACAGACAUAGACACUCUUCCCCCCCCCCUGGACGUUCAAGUUACACGAACACUAGUACACACACUUAUCCUAGUGCACCUUCAAGGACCUAUACUUAAGCGCGAGUCAAAGGCACACGAUUAUACGGUGACCGACCGUCGUCGUCGUCGUCGUCGUCGUCGAAAGAAAGACACUCCGCGAGGACCUAAACGAGAAGAGUGCUCCGUGUUAUAUUAUAAAUACUGAAACAAAAUAAUUUUUUGAUUAUUAUCAAAGACUGAUAAACUUUUUUCGAAUUAUUUUCUACUUUUUCCCAUCAUUAUCUGGAAUUUUUGAUGACUUUUUUAUCAUCAUCAAUUCUUCUUCAUCAACAACAACAAUAUCAAGUGUUUGGAAUCUUUGUUAGUGUGCGAGUGGAAUAUUUAUGUGAACCACGUGCAUUAGAGAAAUUUUCGUCAAUUAUACGGAAAUAUUGUUGAUUUUAUUUCUUGAUGUAAAGAAAGGAAUUAUAAACGAAGAGAAGGGAUUUUUUAUGGAGAUUGGAGUUGAUUGAUAAUAAUUCUUCCGUGAAAGACUUGUUGUGAUAAACGGGUCUUAGUUUUCGGUUUCGGGAAUUUUUUUUUCUUUUGUAAUCAAGUGCUCAACACGUGUUCUUUCUUGUCGAUAUUUAAUACACUGACAGGGAUAAGCUAAGAAAGAUUGACAAAUGACGCCGUAACGGAGAGUCGGCUGGUGCAAGAACCAGACAAGAGAGCAUCCGGCACCUUGAACAAUCACCACGACGACACCGAUCAUCACGGAAAAUAAAAAAGAGUGGCUAAUCGAGAAGAGGGAGCGAGGGGCAGUUAGCCCUUUGGCGAACUCGAAGGAUGCAGCUCCCAGGGGGGAGCACGAGGAUUCCGCGAGCGAGCGUUCCAGCGGCUAUUCUCGCUAUAAUAACAAGCAGCAAUACAAUAAUUGACAAAUACCAAUACAAGUGUAAAUCGAGAAAUAGUAAAAUUUGCGCAAGUAGAUAUCGUCGUGGCUGCGGCAUAAGCAAGGAGUGCUGCACAAGCCUCGACCACGAGCCGAUCCCAUUGAAAAAGCGUCGCGGUUUCGACUCGAGUACAAUCCGUCGACACCGAGAUACACGGCGGAAGGUGUGGAACAAGGAAUAGUAAUAAGAAGAAGAUUAAGAAACAGGAGAAGAAGAAGAAGAAGGAGGCGAAGGGACGAGGAAAGGGAAGAAGAUAUCGAGAAAGUGUGCUGUCGUCAAUAAGGGCGACGGCGCCGGAAGAAUCAGGCAAAAGAAGAAGAAGAAAAAGAAGUUGGAGGAGGAAGAGGAGGAAGAAUCAGGAAAAAGAGUGAAGGAGAAAAAUCAGCAACGGUUGUCGACGACGAAGGAGAAGGAAAAGUGGAAAGGGAACUUGAGAGUGGCUGAAAAGAGGGGAGACCUUACUGAAAGAAACGAGGAGGCAGCAGCUGCAAAGGUGGUAGGGGAAGAAAUAUCGUGUAGAAGCAUCCACAGUAGUAAAGGCAGCGCUCCGUGUUACGAGGGGCUAUUCAAGCGCGAGGGGGAGGGGUGACAAGAAGCCCUGGCGGGGAGGGGAAGCGGAGGCCUUCGGGGGGCCGACCAACCAGACGGCUGAUGAUGUCAUCGGAGGAGGAGACCGAGUGUUUCGCCCUCUACGGAGCAACCACGGACAGUAAGCAACAGCAACUCUUGAAGAAGCAGAAGCGCACCAGACAGCGCGUGGACGCCGGCGAGCCGCGUAACAGCUACUCGAGUAUACCGAACUUCACGUCGCGACCUUCAUUUCCCGGCGGUGCAUUUUACGGCGCGAUAUUCAGUGGUAACGGUGUCCCGCACCAGAACACCCAACAACCGCUUCAACAGCAACAACAACAACAACAACAUCACCAGCAACUCCAGCAACAGUCUGGAGUGCCUAGAACCCAAGGUCAUCUAGGUGCUACAACGACGGGUCCCACGGCAGCCCAGCAGCAUUCCGCCCACCCGGCCUUCGGGUUUUUUGGGGCAACGGGCUUCGGCCCUCCCAAGAUGCUUAACGAACUCCUAGGCCGACAGGUCAAGCAGGCCAGCGACGCUGGGGGAUCGCCUCUCGAAGGGAGUCACGGAAUGACAGGGGCUGGCAUGGAAUCUGCCACCAAUUUGCAGCAGGGGGCAGUUGUCAACUGUGACGAACUCACGACCGCAGAAUUGGCGCCUCACAUGCUACGCAACUUGCUCCAAACGCACAAGCUCAAUGCUCUCUCUGCGCAGGACCAGCCCACCAACAACAACAGUAUCCACAACAAUAACAACAACAACACAACCACGGACCUACUAAAAUCCCAACAGCAUCAGCAACACAGUCCUCAUCAUCAGCAAAAUAGUGAGAGUGCGCGCAGUGGAACAGUGCAGAGUGGCGGCGAGGAAAGUGUCGAUGGUAAUGUGAAUAAUGCGAACCACAGUGAUCGUGAUAGCGUGAUGCCAGGUGAUGCUGAAGACAGCGCUGAAGAUGCUGCUUCAGCCCAGCGCGCAAUGGACGAGGCUCUAGCCGAAGCCGGCAUGGAGCCCGGUGCAAAUUUAGACGGUUCCGAUUGUGAGCAAAGCCUUCCAUCGAGUCCCUCGGUCCCACAAUCCGGAUCCGUAUCGAUAAAAGAAGAAAUGCAGGACUCAAUAAACGUCAAACACAGUCCCAGCAAUUCGCCAUGUCCCAUUCUUCCAAAGACCGAAACCAAUUCCCCAACCACCGAAAUAAAACGUGCUCGAGUCGAGAACAUUGUCAGCUCGAUGCGAAGCAGUCCCGCAUUGCAACCAGUCACUGUCAACGGCUGUAAAAAACGAAAACUCUACCAACCCCAACAGCAGACGGUUCACCACGUUCACCAACAUGGCGUCACCGACUCAAUGCUGGACUACGAGGAGGACAGCGAGGAAGAGGACACCCUACCAAUAAAAAAGAAACGCGACAAUCUCAAAAUGCAAUUACAAGGCAUGCAAGAAAAAUUAGCGGAAAUGCAACAAAAGUACAACGAGCUCACCAACAAAGUCGACGCCGAAGCGUUAGACAUCGGAGACGCGCCACCUAGUCCGCAACUACAACCUCUUCCCCCACCGAGACCACAACGACCUCAUCCACCAUCCUACAAUGGCAUCGCCAAUUUAACACCCGAUCAUCCUCACGUUGCUGCUGCAGCCGUCUAUCACAAAAUGUACCUCGAGCAACAGCAGCAGCAACAACAACAACAGCAACAACAACAACAAGCUGUUCUCGAAAGAAUGAAACAACAUCAAGAAGCCGCCAGGCAGCAACAUCAACAAAAUUCACCCCAACUAUCAACCACAUCACAACAACCAAGCCAAAACAAUACCGCACCACCAACUCCCCAACCCCCUCAAUUGCAAUCAUCAAACACACCUCUACUCCACAAAGACUACAAAGAUUUUCAAGAUCGAUUACAAGUCUUCCGAGGAGCAAAUCAAAGUACAACCUCCUCAUCAGUGACACACAUAACAGGCGAUGAACUAGAGGGUUUCGCGGAUACAUUAAAAAAAGAAAUCAGCACCUCACUAUCAUCAUUAAUUGACAGUAUAUUCGCGAGGUACGCCCCACAACGGCGACUUCUAAGUAAACAUAAUGAGGCCGUUCAAUCGGCAACCGAGCAAUUCAGUAAAGUUGAUUUAAUGGCGAGUCAAGUACUCGAGAGGAAGUCACCGAGAACGAAGGUAGUUGAUCGAGGAGCACCCCAAACACCGGGUGGCCCAAACGGACUACGGGGGCCCCUAAACGGUGGGCCCCCGCCUCCACAAUCUACGGGGUUUCCCCAAAUCGGUCCCAUGGGUGGUGGUCCCCAUGGUCCACUCUCUGGUCCCACAGAAAAUAAUCUCAAUCAAAUAAAUCAAUUGCCCCCACAUGUUAGGCCAAGUGUUGGUAUGUUUCAAACUCCGAAACCAUCGACAAUUUAUGGCAUGUCAUCAAUGCAUGCGCAACAACAGCAACAGCAGCAGCAACAACAACAACGAGAUCAACAACGGGAUCAACGUGAACAAUAUUGUAAUUUGAGAAAUGACGAUAGAGAAAGCAGGGACUCGGAACAAAAUGAGGCACUAUCGCUUGUCAUGACGCCAAAGAAAAAACGCCAUAAGUUGUUUUCUCAGGUGACCGAUACAAGGAUUACUCCAAGAACAGUGUCGAGAAUCUUAGCGCAAGAGGGUUCAGUGUCACAGGGCGGAAGUGAUAGUCCACCACCACCGCCGCCCCCAAGAACUUAUCACACACCGAUGCUGCCAGUGUCUCUGCCAACGAGUGUAGCGAUACCAAAUCCAAGUCUCCACGAGAGUCAAGUAUUCUCACCGUAUUCGCCAUUCUUUAAUCCUCAUCCGGGACAUCCGGGUCAGGUACCACCACCAGGGCCUCACCAUCUUCCGGCAAGUCCACCCGGCAGUGGUAUUGAGCUCAGGGAUUCACCUCCACUGCCUCAUCCCCCGGCCAUGUUGCAUCCUGCACUUUUAGCGGCAGCGCAACACAGCAGUCCAGACUACGGACAUCUCAGGAUGGACAGCAACGACCGAGGUAGCGAUUGCAACUCCGGUGAUAUCAGUUACGACGGAGUUCAGCCUACAUCGUCGACGUUGACACCGAUGCAUCUCAGGAAGGCGAAACUGAUGUUCUUCUGGGUGAGGUAUCCGUCCUCGGCUGUCCUCAAAAUGUACUUCCCCGACAUCAAAUUCAACAAAAAUAACACCGCCCAGCUGGUCAAGUGGUUUUCCAAUUUUCGGGAGUUCUACUAUAUCCAGAUGGAAAAGUACGCGAGACAAGCUGUAUCGGAAGGUGUGAAGAAUUCUGAUGAUCUACGAGUUGGAGGUGAUUCGGAAAUCUAUCGAGUUCUCAAUCUUCACUACAACCGCAACAACCACAUUGAGGUAUGGGGUCCCCAGGUGCCUGGCAACUUUAGGUACGUUGUGGAGCAGACUUUGAAAGAAUUUUUCAAAGCAAUUCAAGGUGGUAAGGAUACGGAACAAUCCUGGAAGAAGUCAAUCUACAAAGUGAUCUCGAGGCUAGACGAUCCGGUACCAGAGUACUUCAAGAGCCCAAAUUUCCUUGAGCAACUGGAGUAAAGGUGUGCUCACAUCCCCAAUUUAAUCAGCGAGCAUCGAGUGUGAUUGCUUGAUGAUCGGCAGAGAAGAAUUUUUAAUGAAAAGAAGAUGAAGAAGAAACAAUGACACCGCGACGGCUGAGAAGGACCUUAAUCUCGUGGUUGACCGUCGAUGGAAGCGCAUCAGGUAUCCUUAGUAACAUAUCGAAACCGAGCGAGAGGAAAACGAAAGCGUAACACCUAGAGAUCAUCAUAAAAAAUUUAAAAAAAAACAAAAAACCGUCGCCAAACAUUUGUCACCGAUGCGGACAUGGCGAGCGGAUCACUUAUAUCCGAAACUCAAAACUUUGAGUGAUAGGAAUACAAAACUCGAAUAAGCGUGUCAAUUAAUUUGGGCGAGAUGACAAUUUUAUCGAGCACCUCAAUAAAAACCGAUUGACAAGUGGUCCACGAUGAGAAGGUCGAAUUCGCGCAUAAGUUGACUUUUUUUAAAAAUCAAAAUCCUUUUAUACAUUGAGGUGAUUUUUAGAAAUUUUCGCCAACACAAAAUCGUUACCAAAAAAAAAAAUCAAAUUGUUCUAAAAAAAUCAAUUUUUUCUUUAUUAUCAAUUCACGAAAAGUGUUCUCAAAGAACUUUUUAUGAAUUGAUAGAAAAAAAAUUCUUCGAGACGAGGAAUGGAACGAUCUGAAAUUAAUCGCAAAGCGCUCAAUUUCACGUCGUUUACUAUUUUAGUGACGAUUUUGUAUAUUAAUACUCGUCACGUGCUGUGAAUUAUCGUUUUUUUUUUUGUUAACAAAAUUAACGUAUUAAAGAAUAGAGAGGGAAAUUCUCUCGCGGAAAAGUGUUUGCAAUACGUGACGAGGAUUAUUAUUUUUCGGCCCUUUGGAGAUGACUCGAUGACGAGAACUCCAAAGUUGCAAUCUGCAGAAUGCAAAAAACUUUCUUUUCUUAGAAAAGGUAUUCAUACCAAAUAAGUUUUUUUUUUGCUUGAACUUUCGGGUUCUUCAAAUUGUAAAUAUGAGAACAAACAAAAAAUUUUAAUGUAUUGUAUAGGCCACAGAGGUAAAGUACGAUAAACGUGACGCAACAUUAUUAUUAUUAUUAUUAGUUUUUUCGUGCAAAAGAGGGAGAGCGUGCGAGUGAAAAGUAAAAGCGAGCGAAUGAAUAAACCAACUUUUCACGAAGGGCAAACAAAAAAAAAAACUUCGCGAAAAAAAAUUUAGUGAAAUUACAGAUUUAAAAAAAAAAUUCAAAUCAGCAAAUUUAUUGUGUAACACUUUUAAUGCUAUUGGACCAAAAAUGCAUUAAUGCGGGGACAAACUGAUUGUUUAAAGGACAUUUUCUUUUUGCAAUCUGUGUUUCAGCGGAGAAUAAUAUUAGAACGAUGGGAUUUUUUAUCAGGAGAAUUUUAAUAUUAGCAUUUUUUUUAUUUUUUGCAAUUCAAUUUUAAUCAAACUUCAAUUUUAAGUAUAGAAUUCAAGUAAAAUUAAAUUUUAUUUUUGAAAUUUAAUUGAAUUUGAAAAAUAAAAUUAAAUUUAUUUAAUUUAAAUAAGAUCAGAUUUAACUGAAUUUAAAAAAUAAAAUUCAAAUCUUUAGUUUUGAGAUUUAAUUGAAGUUGGAAAUUAAAAUUGAAUUCUUUCAUUCUUUUGGGACUUAUUUCUAAUUGCGAACAAUUCUUCAAUGAAGUAAAAUUUUAGGCAAAUAAUUUUUAUUCCGAGUGUAAAAAAAAUAUAGGGACAUUUUUUUACCACAAUUAAAAUUAUCGAACUGAUAUCAAAAGUAUCAAAUUGAUUAAACAAAAUUUGAUACUUUUGGUAUUUUUCGAAUUCAAAAUAUUCUUAAGAAUUUUAAACCGGUUGGAAUAAAUUUUAAUAAAUACUAAAAAAAAUUUUAUUCGAUUCAAAUAAACCGUUAUUUAUUUAAAUCAAAUAAACGAUCAUUUAUUUGAUUCAAAUAAAUGUUUAUUUGAUGCUAAGCAAACAUUAGAGAUUUUUCCAUCUGUUAUUUG